Molecule: messenger RNA, 5755 nt
Organism: Centropristis striata (black sea bass)
Lineage: Eukaryota; Metazoa; Chordata; Actinopteri; Perciformes; Serranidae
Gene: dlg4a
Product: disks large homolog 4
Exons: 22
Coding region: 43-2493 (816 amino acids)
Biological process (GO): chemical synaptic transmission; AMPA glutamate receptor clustering; postsynaptic neurotransmitter receptor diffusion trapping
Cellular component (GO): postsynaptic density membrane; neuron projection; neuromuscular junction
Molecular function (GO): kinase binding
Source: RefSeq, a predicted model, not a curated record
CUGUGGUCUGUGCUGUCUGGUCUGGUGUGAGGCUCUGGACUGAUGUCUCUGCCUGUCAGGAAUUUAAAGUGUCUCUCGCCGGUCAUGUGCCAGUGUAAGGUCAUCUGCAGCAACCGGACCCUGUCUCUCAUGUUCGGGUGCAAGAAGUACAGGUACCAGGAUGAGGAGACGCCCCCCUUGGAGCACAGUCCAGCACAUCUGGCUCCAGGGAAAAGUGCCGAGAUGCUUCAUAUGAGUGACAAGAACCUUGCUGCCAUGGAGGCCAUACAUGGCUACACUCCACACACACAUAUCUCUCCUGUCAAGCCUGUGUUGAUGUCUUCAGGACACACUCCAAUGUACACCUCCGCUGUUUCCACACUGGGAAAUACUCCUCCAGUGGUGGUGAACACUGACACACUCGAUGGCUCCCCAUAUGUGAAUGGAACAGAAGGGGAAAUCGAAUAUGAGGAGAUCACACUGGAGAGAGGUAACUCAGGCCUGGGCUUCAGCAUAGCGGGAGGAACAGACAACCCUCAUGUGGGCGACGACCCCAGCAUCUUCAUCACCAAAAUCAUACCUGGAGGAGCCGCAGCUAUGGACGGGCGGCUGAGUGUGAACGACUGCAUCCUAUUUGUGAAUGAUGUUGACGUGAGGGAGGUGACACACAGCCAAGCUGUGGAGGCCCUUAAGGAGGCAGGUGCUAUCGUCCGCCUCUAUGUUCUCCGCAGGAAACCAGCAGCAGAGAAAGUCACUGAAAUCAAACUCAUCAAAGGGCCUAAAGGAUUAGGUUUCAGCAUUGCUGGAGGGGUGGGAAACCAGCAUAUACCAGGAGAUAACAGUAUCUAUGUUACCAAGAUCAUCGAAGGCGGAGCGGCUCAUAAAGAUGGCCGUCUGCAGAUCGGGGACAAAAUCUUAAUGGUAAACACCGUGUGUCUUGAGGACGUGAUGCAUGAGGAUGCAGUGGGGGCUCUGAAGAACACAGCCGAGGUGGUGUACCUCAGGGUGGCCAAGCCCAACAACCUGUUCUUGACCAACUCCUACAACCCUCCGGACCUCACCAGCACAUAUUCCCAUAUGGACACUGAACUCAGCCACCCCAAUUAUCUCGGGUCAGAUUACCCACAAGCCCUCACUCCCACCUCUCCUAGUCGGUUUUCUCCUGUUCUGCAUGGGAUGAUGGGAGAUGAUGACAUCCCCAGCAGUCUACUUUCCUCCCUCCUCCAACUCUCGACCAGGGAGCCUCGCAGAGUUUUGAUCCACCGAGGCUCCACCGGUUUGGGAUUCAACAUUGUCGGAGGAGAGGACGGCGAGGGGAUCUUUAUCUCCUUCAUCCUGGCAGGGGGGCCAGCUGACCUCAGCGGAGAGCUGCACAAGGGCGAUCAGAUCCUCAGUGUGAACGGUGUGGACCUGCGUAUGGCCACACAUGAACAGGCAGCUGCAGCAUUGAAGAACGCCGGCCAGACCGUGACCAUCAUCGCCCAGUACAGACCUGAUGAGUACAGCCGUUUUGAGGCUAAGAUCCAUGACCUGAGGGAACAGCUGAUGAACAGCAGUAUGGGCUCUGGAACCACGACGCUAAGGAGCAACCCAAAGAGAGGCUUCUACAUCAGGGCUCUUUUUGACUAUGACAAGACUGCGGACUGUGGCUUCCUCAGUCAGGCACUGGGCUUCAGGUUUGGGGAUGUGCUGCAUGUGUUGGACUGUGGGGAUGAGGAGUGGUGGCAGGCCCGUAAGGUCAGCCCCCAGAAUGAGGCCGAGGAGGUCGGCUUCAUCCCGAGCAAGCACAGGUCAGACAUUUCCCUGGUGGAGAGAAAAGAGUGGUCUCGUGUCAACACCAAAGAGAGGGACCAUGGUCGAGACAGCUUGGGCACUCAAGGGAGAGAUAAAACCUCACACAGUUAUGAGACAGUCACCCAAGUGGAAGUUCAUUAUGCGAGGCCCAUCAUCAUUCUGGGUCCUGUGAAAGACAGGAUAAAUGAUGACCUGUUGUCUGAGUUCCCUGAUAAGUUUGGAUCUUGUGUCCCACACACCACACGGCCCAAGAGGGAGUAUGAGGUGGAUGGGCGGGACUAUCACUUUGUGUCCUCACGGGAGCAGAUGGAGAAGGACAUCCAGAGCCAUCGGUUCAUCGAGGCGGGCCAGUACAACAGUCACCUGUAUGGCACUAGUGUCCAGAGUGUCCGCGAGGUGGCUGAGCAGCAAGGGAAGCACUGCAUCCUGGAUGUGUCGGCCAAUGCUGUGCGCAGACUACAAGCAGCUCAGCUUCAUCCCAUCGCCAUCUUUGUCCGGCCCAAGUCACUGGAGAACGUCCUAGAGAUUAACACUCGCCUGACAGAGGAGCAGGCCAGGAAAGGAAUGGACCGAGCCCUCAAACUAGAACAAGACUUCCUAGAGUGUUUCUCAGCUGUCGUGGAAGGGGACAGCUUUGAAGAGGUCUAUCACAAAGUAAAGACAGUGAUCGAGGAGCAAUCAGGGCCUUACAUCUGGAUUCCCACUCGGGAGAGGCUGUGAUGCUGCACCCGUCCAAACCGCCCCGCCCUUUCUCACAACCACCAACCGACACAUCCCCUUCACCCUCACGGCCAAGCCAGCCUCGCCUGCCUGCCUGUCCUCCAGCAAAGUCAGUGCUUAGGCAAUCACUGAGAAUGACACAGAGAGACAAAUGCAUACUAAGACAAACACAGAGACAAACACAGGAAGUGACACAGCGAGGCAAAGAACGAUACCAAAAAAGAGACUCUGAGAAAGAUGUGAACGCAGCGAUGUGUAAUUAGACUAAAAGAGACUGAGAGAAAAGACUUAAUCAGUAUUCCACUUUAAUAAAAGGCAGGAUUGAGAUUUGAGGCCCCGUUCACACUCUGCAUUAAAAUGCAUCUUGGCCACAAGUGGACAGCUCUUAAUACAGCUGUGAGUGCACCCAAAACUGGGGACGCAAAUGUCCUGAACACAGUUGAUUUAGCACUGCCAAACAACUUAGUGUGUAAUGUGUGUUUUCUCUGUUUAGAUGCAGUUUCCCCAACAGAUAAAUGUGAAGCGAAAUCCAAUCACAACCUGAUUUCAGAUGCAUUCUGAUGCCAGGUGUGAACCGCAGUCCAUCUGGAUCUCAACACAGUCUGGAUGUAUCUGGACAUUAGGUCUGAAAGAGAGUAGAGGGUGACCCAGCAGGGACGGACCCCGAGGUAGUAAGUCUCACGCCCCCCAUCGAGCAUCUCCACACGCCUAUGUCUGAGAUGGAGGUGCGCGAAAAGACUCUUUUUAUAUCACCUCCUGGCUUUCUCUCCUCCUCCUCCUGUCAGCUCUGCCUUGUGUCAGGACAGGAAAAGGGGGACGACUGAGAACGGGGGCGCCCCAGAUCCUGCUGAGUCCCUCUUGACGAAGAGUCUUCACUCUGCAAAAGAGUCCCCUUUUUUCUUGUGAAUCUCCUCUUGGUUCUGAGCGUGAACUCAGAAUAACACCUCAGUGACCAAGACUGACAUUUGCUCAAUCACUCAUGUUGAAUAUUGCGAGGCAUUAUUUAAAGGCAGUUCAAAUAAUUAUAAUGAUAAAAACUCAUAUGCUGAAUUUGUGCAUGCAUCCUCAAAGACAAUGGAGAGAGGAGACAAAAACAACAGAAAAAUCUGACUAAAAAAAACAAGAAAAAAAUAAUAAAAAGAAAGUAAGAAAGUAGGGUGUGUUCUCCUUCUCCACCUCCUUAUUGUGGGGGAGUUUUUUAGCAUGUCUCAUGAAGGAAGACGAGAAGAGAGACACGGUCAUGAGAUAUGGUCAUGAGAGGCCGAACCUGAGCGCAGUAGAUGCUCUGACAUUAUGUUUAGCCUCUGCUCUCUUACGCACACACAUUCACGCACACAAACACGCACACACUCUCACACCCAUCCACACACACACACACACACAUACACACACACGUAGAGUUGUAACCUCAGCUGUAACCUAGCACACUCCUCUACAGGGCGACUGGCUGUUCUGACCUGCUAGUCAGAAUCCAGGAUGAAUGUUAUCUCUCUAGGCACAAACAGCAGCUUCAUCGCACCACAGCCGACUCACUGACCACUCUUCCAAAAAAGAACCCCUCAGCCGCAGACGUACACACUGUUUCCAGUGGCCGCAGUAAAAAGCCAUGGCGUGUGUGUGUGUCUGUGUGUGUUCAUGUGUGUGCGUGUGGGUCUCUGUGUGUGGAAACUCCCCUGUGUGGGAGGAAUAGGUCUUCUUUUAUUCUCUCUCUUCCACUUUUUCUCUGCUUCUUCUUUCUCCCUCUUGUGUCCACACAAAUUAAAGCUAAGUCAUGUUUAACAAAUAAAUGGCCUAUAUAUAUAUAAAUAUAAAUAUGAAUAUAAAUAUAUAUAUAUAUAUCUUUUUUAUGACAAUUUCUAACGGGACUAAGUCUGUAAAGAUCAACAUCUCCAAACAAUAUUCCAUUGGUUCCUUUGGGUAAUAUUGCAGUUUGGUUGUUGAAUUUACUCACAUUUCCCAUUUUAUUGUUGUAAAACGCAGCAAAAAGCUACACAGAAAUAACUGAAGCGUUCAAUGUAAAGCAGACCUCACACUAGAGCUUUGAAAUGACAUAUUUGACAUGUUCUUGUGUAAAAAAAACAACUAAUUUAAACACGUGUACAAUGCAGCUGUGUGUGUAUGUGUGACUGCGUGCAUUCGUGUGUUUGCUGCUUGUGUGUGCGUGUGUGUGUGUGUGUGGGAGAGUUGUGUAUAAAAAUAUAAAUUAUACUAUAUGAGAAUAUCUAUCCUUUAUAACAUCCAAUGAUGGUUAUAAUGUAUAAUACAUUAAUGGGUGGUGUGCGUAUGUGUGUGUGCCAGAGCGAGAGAGUGAGACACGCACAAGAAGAUGUAGUGCAAUACUGCUAUGAUGUUAUGCAAUGAAGAUGGUUUUACGUGUGUCUAUGAUUAAAACAGUAUUUAUAAGGUUUGCACUGACGGCAUUAUAUGCUACAGCGAGAAAAACGGCGGUGGAGUCCCAGGUUUUAUGAGCAUGUGUUUGUAUUUACUUAUAAUUUGAAUUAUAAGAGUGAAGGUGGAAGUAUUGAUGGAAGUGACCAUUCAUAUUUAUUGUUUGUUUAUUUUUGCUCACUUGCUUCUCUCGACUCAAAAGGUGGAAAAGCUGAAGCUUGUGAAUGAUUUUUUUUGUUUAUUAUUUAUUUAGAACUGUCACAGGUUCCAUCUCAAGUCUGUAUAUUUUUGUAAUUUCUUUUUUUUUUUCCACAUUGAGAGCGUUUGGGUCUCGGCCAGAAAUGCUGUAAAUAUAUAAAAUCGAGUUUUUGGGAGUGCUGUGCGGCUUUACACUGAGCCGUGCACACUGCAGACAUGAUGUGAGUACAGGAUCCAUCAGAGCCACAGCCCAGUUCAAACUGCUCCAACACAGAAACAACAUCUGCACACUCCGGGUGGGCAACAAACACACACACACACACACACACAAAUAUAUCAGCACAUUCAUUUACAUUUAUACAUCGAGAGAAACAACACAUGACAACACAUCCAUGAAUGGAAUAAUAUGUUUUCAAUUUCUUUAUUUGAGGGUUCAAUGUAUUUCUUAAUAUCUCUCUCAGCCAUCCGUAUCAUAGUGUGAUAUUCCUUAUAAAAAUAUAUGAAUUUUUACAGAAAAGACUGAUUACAAAGUUACAACAAAGUCAACUGAUGCAGAAAAAUAUAUUUAACAAUGACAAUAUCAAGCAAAAUAAAAUGUUCCAGUUCAGUGAAGCGCUUGUUGUAAAUUAGCUAUAAAAUAAUAAAAUGAAUUUAAAAAUGCUUUCUGAAAAGUGGA